Molecule: messenger RNA, 1761 nt
Organism: Symbiodinium sp. CCMP2592
Lineage: Eukaryota; Dinophyceae; Suessiales; Symbiodiniaceae
Source: the annotation of a GenBank genome assembly
AUGCCGUCUCCUCGCAAGGUCAGCAGGGGCAAAGAGCAGCCUCUGCAGGUUUACAAUCGUGGUGAUUCAUGGUGCCUAGAAGAUAGGACUUCGGAUGGCUUCCAAAGCCAUCAGGAGCUUUCAAACUGGGAUGUCAAGCUGCUCCAGCCUCUUCUCAAGAACGGUGCUCUGAGGUUGGCGCAACACAAUCUUUCUUCAGGUGUCAUCUACUACAGCGACUUUUCCGGAUACGAUGCUCCCCGGGAGUGUCUGAGAGUGUUGCGAGAUGUUCUACAGCGUAUGCAACCUGACCAGGAACCUUUUCCUUUCCAUUGCGUUCGUGCUUGUGAUGUGGGCCGGGUGCAGCAAGACGUCUUGCUACAGCAGUCCGAGAGUUUGGAUGCGAACUCAUCAUGUGUCUUCGCAAACCUGCAAGACCGCUUACCUUUGUGGGCUGCAGAAUGGAUACAUGCAGUCGUGCCUGCAGGUACUUCUAGUCUGGAGGCAGCCGCCAAGGCCAACAAAGACAUCCUGGAGUUUUUGCUAGAGAACCGAUGUAGUAUUCUGGAUGCCACCACCAAGUGCCACUGUCUUGUUCAUGAUCGCCCUUGCCCAGUUUACCCUCGCUUGCUUGCCUGCCAGGAACACAGUGAGGGCUCUGUUUCGGAGCAGCGUGAGCAGUCUGUAAGGUCGCAGACAUUGGGUGCGGCAUGGUGGGAGGAUCCGCCUUGGACACGCAAACCUCUUGCCAUGACAGCAGCUGGCCUUGUCUGCACCGACUAUUCGGUGCUCGGCAAGCAAAGGCGGGGAGCUGGUGUCAAUGAAUGGGCUCAUCAUUUGUGGCAUGUGGACCGUCUGCGAGCCGCAGAACUAGGAGCCGAGUCGUGCUUCUUUUCCGAGUGUGCAGCUUUGUAUCCCGUGGAGCAGAAGCAAGCAGAGGCAAUGGCAGUCACCCAUCAUGUUGUCUUUGUCAGAUGCAGCCCUCAUGACUUGGGAUUUCCAGUACGGAGACGGCGUACAUUCAGUGCAGGGUUAUGCCGCGAAGAGUUUGUUUGGUGCGGUCCCACCGACCCUUCAGAUGUGCAGGAGCUUUGGGAUACACUGUUUAAGACAUCAUGCGUGCUGACUGGUGAUGCUUUCCUGGCCGCGUCGGAAAGUGAGGUCCAGGCUUGGAUGGAGGCUCGGCUAAAGUCGAGAAAGCACCAGAUGCCGCCUGGCUGCGAGGCUUGCUCUGUGGAGAGCCUUCUCGGGUUGAUUGUGGCUCCGGGCGCAGUGGCUCGGAAACGAAAGUACGAUGCCCUCAGAGAAGAUCGCAUGGCUUUGGAUGGUACAUACCUGUGUGACCUGGAUCAUAACCCAGGCUUCGGGCCUUUGGCCGGCCCGCUGUUUCCUGCGAUGGACACACAUCCCAACAUUUUCUCUUAUCGCAAGGAACGUUUGGCCCUGCCGCUGGAAUGCUUCGCAGCCCAAGGGCUGGAUAUGUUUCCCAGCUUGAGUGGGGACAGGGGUCCGAGUCCAUUGAAGCCGAUUCUUGCAUCGCUUCCGGAUCCUGCUGCAAAGCUUUUGGUUGGAAAUUCCAUACAUGUCCCCUCUUUCCUUUGCUGGAUGGUGUUCGUUCUGGGGAACUGUUGCAGGAGAUCCGAGAUCACAGGACCUCCGAGUGCAUUUCCGCAGUCGUCCACUGCGGAGGAUGAUGCAACAAAUCAUGACGAGCCUUCCGAGCAGGUGUUUGGCAGUGACCGUGAGCAGAGCAGUCGCCGCAGGGCAGUUUUGAGAUUGUGA